ACUGGACUCUCAGCGGGAUAUAUAAAGGCCUGACAUUGCCGACAGAAACACAUUUCGACACUGAAUGUUAAUCGAUUCCUCAGAAAGUACAAAAACCCUCGGACUGUAGCAAAAUGAAGGUGUUGGUUCUAGCCCUCCUGCUGGUCAGCGUUUGCUGCCUUGAAGGCGCUUUCGUGAAACGCGAAGCGGAAGGGGAAUCUCAGGCGCCGGCUCAAGAAGUGUCACAUUAUCUGGAGACCUUAUCCCAGUUCUUUCCCCAUGAAGUGUUCAGCGAGGAGAAAAUUGGGCAGUUCAAGACCCAGGCCCAGUCGCUGGCUCAGCAGGCCCAAGAAAGCCUGAAGCCUUUGGCCGACCAAAUGCGGGAGAGCUUUAGCCAGUUCUUUGCCGCGCUCGGAGACUCCGUCAAGAAAGCGACGUCGUCGUCAUAACAAACCAUUAGGACCUUCCCGUCGAGAAUGGCUGAGAUGCAGAUUGUGCCUGGUUGCAAUAAAAAGCAGAUUUUUUCCCUCCA
Molecule: messenger RNA, 511 nt
Organism: Anolis carolinensis (green anole)
Lineage: Eukaryota; Metazoa; Chordata; Lepidosauria; Squamata; Anolidae
Gene: apoa2
Product: apolipoprotein A2
Exons: 4
Coding region: 114-428 (104 amino acids)
Biological process (GO): lipoprotein metabolic process; lipid transport
Cellular component (GO): extracellular region
Molecular function (GO): lipid binding
Source: RefSeq, a predicted model, not a curated record